Drosophila albomicans is the source of this 3150-nucleotide messenger RNA. RefSeq names its product MAGUK p55 subfamily member 7 (gene metro). Bases 654 to 2441 code for a protein of 595 amino acids. NCBI's taxonomy places the organism in Eukaryota, Metazoa, Arthropoda, Insecta, Diptera, Drosophilidae. Gene Ontology annotation, molecular function: protein binding. Gene Ontology annotation, cellular component: plasma membrane; cell-cell junction. The transcript has 9 exons. The record is from RefSeq and is a predicted model, not a curated record.
UGGCCUCAGUUCGAGUCAGUCGCUCGCUGCAGUCGCUCGUCGAGACGCACACAGAGACUGCUCUCGUCGUCUCGUUUCGCAGUCUCAUCUGUCGCUUUUCAUUAUCAAUCUCUGGCCAAAAGAGGCGCCGUUCUUCCGCGCUCCAUUCAGUUCCGUGACGUUGUUGUUAUUGUUGUUGUUUGCAGCGACCUGCAACCGCAUCCACAACGCGACCCGUGACUUUGCUCAACGUUGUCUGCAAUUUCUUUUGACAAUUUGACAACAAAAUCAUAGACAAUUGUUUUGCUCGAGGAAUGCUCGUGGACCUCACUAAAAAUAGCCUCGAAUCUGAGCUAUAUUAAGUAGAUAUAUAUAUCCAUAUAUAUAUGUAUAUUUAGUUGUGUGUGUUAUGCUGUGUGUUGUCUGCGCCAAGUGGAAAACUUGUUAAAAAUAAAACAUAACGUCAAGUGAAAGCCUCAGAAACUGCCCAAGUGCAGAUUAGCAUAUGCAAAAAAUAAAAAAAAAAAACAACAACAACAACAAAGAAUAACAGCAGCGACAGUUAGCACAAUCUCCAGCGACAACAACCACCGAGAGCAUCAAAUUCUGGAAUUUCAUUUGAUCUCAGGUGAACCACUUGACGAAGCAUAAGGAACUCUGUGGGAGUGUGUAGCAUGCUAGCCGCAGUCAUGGCAUCAGAUAUCAAUUGGGAUCCAGCGCUUUCGAGAUUGAUAACAACGUUAAAGGAAUCGGACAAUCUGUCCAAUGACCAGGAGAUUGACUUUCUCAAAGCUCUGCUGGAGUCCAAGGAACUUAAUGCCUUGGUUAACGUACACACAAAGGUGGCCAAGGUGGGUCGCGAUGAUCGAUUAGCUCCUGUUUUGUCCUCCUCCGCCCAGGUGCUUUACGAGGUGCUCGAACAGCUCUCACAGCGCUGUCAUCUGAACGAUGAGUGCAAGGAGGCUUUCCAUCUGCUACAAGACUCCCAUGUGCAGCAUCUGCUGUUUGCCCACGAUGCCAUUGCCCAGAAGGACUUUUAUCCGCAUCUGCCGGAGGUGCCCAUCGAAAUGGACGAGGAUGAGGAGACCAUCAAAAUAGUGCAGCUCGUCAAGAGCAACGAGCCAUUGACAGGAGCACAAAGUGCGGAACCGAUUGUUGGCGCAACUAUAAAAACCGACGAGGAGACGGGCAAGAUAAUCAUUGCUCGCAUUAUGCACGGCGGAGCUGCGGAUCGCUCGGGUCUGAUACACGUAGGCGACGAGGUCAUCGAGGUCAACAGCAUCAACGUGGAGGGCAAGACGCCGGGCGACGUACUCACCAUUUUGCAAAAUUCUGAGGGCACAAUUACCUUCAAGCUGGUGCCAGCGGACACUAAGGGCGCACAACGCGAGUCCAAGGUGCGUGUGCGUGCUCACUUUGACUACAAUCCGGAUGUGGAUCCGUAUAUACCCUGCAAGGAGGCGGGCCUCGCUUUCCAGCGUGGCGAUGUCCUGCACAUUGUGGCGCAGGACGAUGCCUACUGGUGGCAGGCGCGCAAGGAUCACGAGCGCUCAGCACGCGCUGGUCUCAUACCUAGCAGAGCGCUGCAGGAACGACGCAUUCUGCACGAACGCACCCAACGGGAGUCAAAUGACUUGGACUCGAAGCCGGGUUCAUGCGCCUCACUCUGCACCACCCCGCCGGGCUCGCCGCGCCUGCAGACGAGCAGCAGCAGCUCGUCCUGUCGUCAGCCAAAGACUAAAAAGAUCAUGUACGAUUUGACAGAGAACGAUGACUUUGAUCGCGAACUGAUUGCCACAUAUGAGGAGGUGGCCAAGCUGUAUCCUCGUCCUGGCAUCUUUCGUCCAGUCGUGCUCAUCGGUGCCCCUGGAGUUGGUCGUAAUGAAUUGAGGCGACGUCUUAUAGCUCGGGAUCCGGAGAAAUUCCGCAGUCCAGUGCCGUAUACCACUCGACCCAUGCGCAUUGGUGAAGUUCCUGGCAGGGAGUACAUCUUUGUGGCUCGCGAUAAAAUGGAUGCAGACAUCGAGGCGGGCAAAUUUGUGGAACACGGCGAGUACAAGGGACACCUGUAUGGCACCUCGGCAGAGAGUGUCAAGUCGAUUGUGAACGCCGGCUGCGUCUGUGUGAUCAGUCCGCAUUAUCAGGCCAUCAAAACGCUGCGCACGGCACAGCUGAAACCAUUCCUUGUGCACAUUAAGCCCCCAGAGUUGGGUGUGCUCAAGUCGACGCGAACCGAGGCUAGGGCCAAGUCCACGUUCGAUGAGGCGAAUGCGCGCAGCUUCACCGAUGAAGAGUUCGAGGAUAUGUUGAAAUCGGCUGAUCGCAUUGACUUCCUAUAUGGCCACUUCUUCGAUGUGGAGAUCGUCAAUGGGGAGCUGGUGAAUGCUUUCGAGCAACUUGUCCAGAAUGUGCAGCGACUCGAGAAUGAACCUCUGUGGGCGCCCUCGAUUUGGGUGCAGUAAAUUAAGGGAUCAAGGAUCACAGCAUGCCAUGCAAAUUUGUUGAACAAAGAAAAAACAAAACAAAGAAAAAGAAAAAGAAAACACCAAAGUAUUUGCCAUACGAAUUUAGCCCUUGUUUUGGUUCUCGUUGUUGUUCUUACUGCCCUAAAAAAGUGAAGCAACGUGAGAAGCCGAUAAAGCUAAAUGUACAGUUAGUUGCCAAUGUUGAACGGCAUUUAGAUAGCGACAGACGGACAAAGAGACAAAGAGACCGACUCAAUUUGACUAGACUGAACUGGACCGAAACGACAUAAGAGACGUAUAUAGAGAAAAAUACUAUUUACCCUUAGGCAACCCUUGGGGACGAUCCUGUCCAGCGUUAGUCCUUUUCACGACAUGUACCUUUUUGCGUAACAGUGAAAACAAUGAAAAGAAUACAAUAAACUGAAGUAAAAAUUAUAAAAAGAAAACCAAGCGAAAACCAAAAAUAAAAAGCAAAUUAUAAUAUGUAAACUAAUUCAAGAAACCAUUUAACCAAAACAUUUAAGCGAAAUUAUUAUUACAAAAUGAAAAUAUGUUGUACAACAAUUAUUUUAUUCGAAUAAUGAUGUCCGAAAUCCAUCUAUAUACAUAUAUUAAAGAUAUAAAAUGUUUAAAUUUUAUAGACAAACCAGAGAAAAUUAUAAAUGUGUUACAAAUUCCAGCAAAACUGACUUUUGUGAUCUGAUAA